AAGCAGAGAACAAAAUAACAAAUGACUGAAGUCGACGUCGUUUUGCCGGAGGGCGUUGUCGAGCCCACAACCAAAAUACUUGCCAAGGGGGCAGCCAACGACGACGACGACGACAACAACAGCAGAAGCAGCAGCACAUCUGAGACUCAAAAUGAGCAGAAGACAAACUCCAAACCAGAUCUGGAGACGGACCAGCAGAUAAUGCUCGUAAAGGACACAGAAGGAGAUUCAGUUAAAGUAACAAAGCUGCCGCUCGACAGCAAUAGCAACAGCAACAGCAAUGAUGAUAGCAAGCCAAAUCCAAAUGCAGCGACAGAGUCCAUGGAUGUGGAUGACACUGAGGAGGGUGACUCACAAAUAACUAGCUCCAGUUCCACAGAGAAUGGUAAUGGCAAUGGGAAAGAGUCAAAACAGAAUGCAGAUGAUGAUGAAGAGGACGAAGAGGAGGAGGAGGAAGUGACCACCAAUGGUGAUCAUGAAGAUGUUGAGGAUGAAAAAAUAGGCAGCACUGCUGAAAACAGUUGCGAUGCAGAAGAUCCGCUGGGUGCAGCAACACAGCUACCAGCAGAUCAAGAGGAAGAUGCACUAAUGGAAGAGAAGAAGAGUGUGGGAAAUGCAGAUGAACUAGAUGAAGUGGAUGACGAGGAGGGCAGCCAGCAAAGUGGCACAGCCAAAACGGUGACCGACUCGGAAGCCGAUGGAGAUGCAAUGCAUACCGAGGAGGAGGAAGUUCAAGAGAAGGAGAAGAAUCAGACGCCAAUGAAUGGCUUCACACAAAGCCCAAAGGCUAAAGAAUCUGCUGCUGUGCUAGCUGUCAAACCCAAUGGACAGGCAACAGCAGCCGAAGCAACGAAAAGCAAUGACAACAAUGAUGGUGAAGAUGCAGGGGCCGUGGUUAAUCUGGACGAGGACAGCGAUGAGGAUAUGUCAGAUUUGACGGAGCAGAAACAAGAGCCAACAACCGUGGCUGCUCUCAAGCCAAACGCAACUCCUAACAAACCAAAAGCCAUGCCCGCAGCCGUUGCGUCAAGCAACGCUGAUUCUUCAGAUGAUGCAGUGCUUAUUCCCUCCGAUUCAGAGUCGGAAACGGGGCAAACGGCAGCAAUGCCGCUGACACCGCAAAGCAAAAAGUUGCCACCAGUUGCGAAGGCAACGCCGCCGCCACUACCACAACCCCAACCACAACCUGCACCACCAGCAACAGCCGAUCAGGACGACGAUGAUGACGACGACUGUGUGGUAAUUGAGGAUGAUACGCCGCCAAGUAUUUCGCCCAGCGACCAGGCGCUAAACAAGCGCAAAAGCGAUAUGGAUGACCUGCAUCCGAAUAGCAAACGACAGCGCAGUUCAACUCCAUCAGGAAUGGGAGCGGGUGUCGGCAUUGGUCUGGGCCAGUUGACCAUAAAGGAUGCACGCACUCUAAUGCCGCAUGAGGCGGGGCCAACUAUUGCAGGCGUUGGUGGUGCUGUCUAUCCGGUGACCAUAACGAACGCCGUAACUGGAGUUGCCACAAAUCUGGGCAAUACGCCACCUAAGCUGGUGCCAAUGGCCGGCAUGGUAGGAGCUGGAGUGGGCAACACAGUUCAGCUGACACCGUCCACACUAUCGUUGACCGCUGCCGGAUUGCCCAGCAUGACGAACAAUGCGAAUCUGUUGCCAGGUCUAACGGACGACAUGUUCGUGCUUGAGGCGCCAUCGUUUAUUGUGCCCUACAUCUAUGAGAAGCCUCCCAAUGAUAAUAUACGCGAGGUCAUCCGGGCCAUUGAGACAAAGUAUGCGCUCUCUGCCGAAGACUUAGCUGUGGCGGACAAAGUGGAUGAGUUCGAUAUGAUGACCGAGCAGAACAAAGAGGAUAAAUCGAAUGCAGAUGGAACGACGACAACGAAUGCACCUGCAGGUAAAAAGAAACGGAAGAACGGCGACGAUGAAUCGUGGUCGGAGCAAUCUGACGAAGAUGACGACGACGAUGAUGACGAUGACUCCGAGUCAGGGGUACGCACCAAGGUGUUAAUCAAGGAGGCCAACGAUGAUCUCUCCGCCCUAAAGAGCGCCAUCAAACCCGCCGCUGCAGUCGCCGCUUCCGGCGGUCUCGCAUCCAAUGUACCCGCAAAACCCGGCCAGGAGAACUACUUUGAGAGUCCGUUGGGUAAAUUCUUUAUGGACAUUGGCGUUGGCCUGGUGCAGGAAUAUGUGCAGUCGGAUCUGUUGCGAUUGCAAAAGCGUAAAAUGCGUAAGUCUCUAUCACGAGAUCCUAAGGACUUUGAGAUGGCAAUCAAUGCGUUGAGCGGCAAUCUGCAGGCGUCGAAGACGAAAAAUGCCCCCUUCAAGUUCACAAUGAAGCGCUGCGAAUUCUGUAAUUUCAAAUCCGAAUCCGCGCUUUCCAUGGCGAAUCAUUACGAGACGCCGCAUAUGAAUGGCGUACUAUAUAAGUGCAACUUUUGUACAUUUGAGAUUCGAAAUGCCACUGAGAUCGUUUAUCACAUGGAAGCCGUGCACAAUAUCAAGGCGCGUCUGAUUAAGCCGCUGCCGUAUCACACGUGUCCCAACUGCGGCUUCGAGGAUAACGGCAAGGCGAAGCUGGCACGCCAUCAGCCGGUUUGCGCCAAGAAGUUCCGGCCGGAAUUGAAUCUGGCGCCGCCCAACGACUGGGAAGCGCCUGCUAAGAUACCACGCAUCAAGCCGCGGCAUGGACUGGUUGGCACAGCUACCGCCUAUCAGGCCAUGGCUGCGCAGGCAGCGGCGCAAAAGGCAGCGCUGGCAACCAUACAACAACAACAGGCAGCCGUACAGGCACGCAAUUUACAGGCCGCAGCGUUGGCUGCACAAAAUGCGGCCAAGAUGCGACAGCGUGCACCACAACUGCCCAAGGCUAUGCCCAAUGCCAACAAUAUGGUCAGAAGUCCUGCGCCUGUUCGCGGUGCCAUUGGCGCUGCCAAUGCGGCACUCUCGCUGCCCAACAGCUAUCAAUUGGCAGCCGGACAGCUUGUGCAGCAAGCGUCGAAGAAGCCUAUUGCGGGUCAGCCGAGCAUCUCAAUAACGCCACUACCUCGACAAACUGCAGCUGGCAGCAAUGCGGCCGCUGCUUCGUCCAGCAAGGCGCCAGCGACAGCGGCGGCGGCUGGCAUGAAGCCCGGCCAGAGUCCCAGCGGCGGCAACAACAAGGCACAGUUUGUCAUCUGCGAGAUAUGCGAUGGCUAUAUCAAAGAUCUGGAACAACUGCGCAAUCACAUGCAGUGGAUGCAUAAAGUGAAGAUACAUCCCAAGAUGAUCUACAAUCGUCCACCGUUGAAUUGUCAGAAGUGUCAGUUCCGUUUCUUUACGGAUCAGGGUCUGGAAAGACAUUUGCUGGGCUCGCAUGGCUUAGUAACAAGCUCUAUGCAGGAGGCGGCUAACAAGGGCAAGGAUGCUGGCCGUUGUCCUGUCUGUGGCAGGAUGUACCAAUGGAAGCUACUGAAUCACGUAUCGCGCGAUCAUCAUAUGACCCUGAAACCUGCACAUUUAUCGUACAAGUGCACCGUCUGCACGGCUACCUUUGGCAUGUACAAACAGUUUGAAACGCAUGUGUAUACGGCGCAUAGCACUGUGGCUCGAAAGGCAAUGGACAGCAAGAAAAAUAGCGCACAGUCCAGCAGUGGUAGCAGUGGUGGUGCUGGUGGUGCUGGCGGCAUGGCGCGCAAUGCGCUAGGAGCCGCCAAUGAAUCAUUGCUAAAACCGCUGAAGAUCAACGAUGAGAUCACCAUCAUACCACAGCCUGCAUCGAAGCCACGAAUCACAAAUAUGGAGAGUCAUGUUAUAGAUUAAACGGCGCAUUGGAUUAACCAAAAAGAAAGGAAAAAA
Molecule: messenger RNA, 3837 nt
Organism: Drosophila hydei
Lineage: Eukaryota; Metazoa; Arthropoda; Insecta; Diptera; Drosophilidae
Gene: MEP-1
Exons: 6
Coding region: 22-3801 (1259 amino acids)
Biological process (GO): regulation of gene expression
Cellular component (GO): nucleus
Source: RefSeq, a predicted model, not a curated record